AUGUUGAAACAGCCGGAGGGACGUGGAAAAGCCGAAGAAGGCAGGCAAGAAAAUAAAGUAAUCGAGUUUUCCGCGUGUAAAAACAGAAUUGUCUUGCCAAAUAAUACGGGUAUCAAUGGUACCCAGACGGGCUCUGCUCACACAAGGGCAGAAAGAGGUAAGGGCGUAGAAUGGAUCAAGUCAAAAAUCGCAGAAAAAAGUAGUGAAAAUUGUUAUUCCUGCCAUAUACCCACAUCGUCGUCUCACGAUGUGGUAAAUAUUCCGGGUAAAGAUCUGGAAGUUGUAUAUAUGAUGCCCGCCCAUAACUAUCAUGCGGGCCGUAUUAUUACCAACAACCAAUGUGGUAUCUGUCUUGUGGGCAAGGCUUAUGAGAUUGAAGGUCGGGAGAAUGCGUGGGUGGCAGCUUACCACCAGCAAGUCAUCCCACUCUUUGACUCCCAGCAAGUCCUUUCCAGCAACCCCUCACUUCCCCUCUAUGCCCAAGCCCAAAAAAACCCUUUGACUGGCGACUGUCCUAAUUCGGAUGUCCCAGCGGCACUAACCGUAAUGGUCUCCGGUUUCAAUUCGGCUCUCGAAAUACACAUUCCUCUGUUACCAAUCGUCAUCCUAAACUCGAACGAGGCAGUAGUCAACUCGUGA
Messenger RNA from Aspergillus niger, 639 nucleotides. RefSeq lists its product as hypothetical. The transcript has 7 exons. The coding region runs from base 1 to 639 and encodes 212 amino acids. Lineage: Eukaryota; Fungi; Ascomycota; Eurotiomycetes; Eurotiales; Aspergillaceae. The record is from RefSeq and is a predicted model, not a curated record.